This is a messenger RNA of Anneissia japonica, 1403 nucleotides long. Its product is annotated as multidrug and toxin extrusion protein 1-like. The transcript is spliced from 9 exons. Gene Ontology annotation, biological process: transmembrane transport. Gene Ontology annotation, cellular component: membrane. Gene Ontology annotation, molecular function: antiporter activity; xenobiotic transmembrane transporter activity. NCBI's taxonomy places the organism in Eukaryota, Metazoa, Echinodermata, Crinoidea, Comatulida, Comatulidae. Bases 41 to 1141 code for a protein of 366 amino acids. The record is from RefSeq and is a predicted model, not a curated record.
AGAUGAUGAUCCUGAUGAUGACGACGAUUAUUAUUAUUACAUGCUAUCAUCUUUUUCGUUUAGGUGGUCUGCUGGUUCGUUGACUAUUUCCCUGUACGUUUAUCUCUUGAUUUUAUUUGUGUACAUAUACAUGUAUGAAAAUAUGGAAGGGUGGAGCAUUAAAUGCUUGGACGAUUGGUACGAGUUUUCAGCAAUCGGGACACACGGAUGUCUAAUGGUUGAGCUGGAAAUACUUAUAUUUGAGGCUGGAUACUUUUUCUGUGGUACUGUUGGAGAAAUGGAAGUUGAUGUUUUUGGUGCUGUAUAUAUCGUGAUUUUCUACACAUUUAUGAUAUGCUCUGGAGUUGCGUCGGCCUUAGCAAUUCGAAUAGGGCAAAGUUUAGAAGUAAAUGGAAUCGAUCAAGCUAAAAAGUCAGCGAAAGUGGGAUUUGUAAUAAGCUGGAUAUAUGGUGCUGUUGUAUCAGUUUUCUUUCUGGUAUUUCACAACUAUGUUGGAUAUAUAUUUACAACUGAUAAGAAAGUUGUUGAGCAGAUUUCCAGCAUCGUUCCCAUGUUAAUCACAUUCGAGAUGAGUGACCUCACCAGUAACAUUGGAAAGGGCGUGUUACAAGGAUGUGGUCGCCAGAGCGCAGGCGCACUUACAGCAUUUAUAAGCUACUAUUUCAUUGGUCUGCCAGUUUGUAUUUACUUGGUUUUUAUGUGUGGUUAUGGUGCCAAAGGAAUGUGGAUUGGUCUGUGUGUUGGGAAUGGGACGCAAGCGAUUGGUCUUCUGCUUUACACCUUCAAUAUUGAUUGGGAAUCGGAAGUGAAAUUGUGCCAAGAAAGAAACGGAGACUUUACUCUAACCGAAGCCGAAGAAGAGAGUGACAUGUCGGAAAAUACAGAUGAGUCGGGAACUAGCAGUAGGCCUAAAGGAAGUGACAAGUUUAAAAGCAGUGAAAAAUCGAGGAAAACCAAUAAAGGCAAUGAAAGGCCGAAAAAUAUCGAAGAGGGCAGGAGAAACAAUGAAAUUACACCAUUGGUUGAGAAAUCAGAAUUCAGAUUAAGUCGAGAAACGAUAUACAUGCGAAUAGUCAAUGUUACUGUGGCAACCAUCAUAUGCUUCGCAGGCAUUGCCUAUUAUGUGAUAGGCCAAUCAUGAUUGCCCGAGCGGUCAAGGCAGGGGCACCGUGAUCAUAGCCACCAAUAUCGGCACAGGUUCGCGGCCGGCUCGCUCCCUGGUGGUGAAACAAGUCUUCUCGGAUAAGGACUAUAAACCGUAGGCCCAGUGUACACAAAUGCUCAUGUGCACUUUAAAGAACCCAGUACACCUUUCCAGAUGAUUAGGGGUUACCCGGUGUGCUGGUUCACUCGGCUCCUGUCGUGGACAGAUGAAAGUGCGCCAGUUUACUGGGUGCAGUGGA